Molecule: messenger RNA, 708 nt
Organism: Pisolithus orientalis
Lineage: Eukaryota; Fungi; Basidiomycota; Agaricomycetes; Boletales; Pisolithaceae
Exons: 6
Coding region: 1-708 (235 amino acids)
Source: RefSeq, a predicted model, not a curated record
AUGUCCAUGAUGACUAAUUCUGUUGACAAUAUUCAACUGCAUGAAGAGCAACUCAUGACACUGCCAGAUGCAUUCCUGGAAGUGAUCUUGUCAGUGAACCCAGUUAAACUGGACUAUAUCCAUAUGUUCCUGAGGCUUGCAUUGCUCCAAAACAUUACACUGAAUGCCAGUCUUGUCACUGGCAAUCACUUCUCCAGAUGUGCUAUCCUCAACCUUGAGGGACACAGUGGGGAAAUUGAGGAAAUUCUUGAGUCCAUUAACACAGAUGACAGUGCUCCCUUGCUUCACCUCCUGUCGAUCCACAACAUUUCUUGUCCAAUUCAGGAGCAUCUAUUGAAUGUUCCUGAUAGGCUACUCAAGACUUCAAUGCCUCAUCUCAAAUUGUUGUUCUUAGAAAGAUUUAUACACAUGCCUUCUCUCAUCAAUCUUGUGGUCAUCACAAAUGCUGUGCUGGAAUUGAGUCCUGGUUGCAUCAUCUUGGUAUUGUCCACAACUGUGGCUGCCUUGCUGUACAGCUGGGUCACAGGAUGCACACACUGCAUGUCUGGAGUGCAGUGGUGGGUCCCUCCUACUUUUGCCCUCUCUGGUGCAGAUUUCAUCAAUGCUAAUCAUGGGCAAGCAAAUGUGGGAGAUGCUGACAUUCCUGAGUGGGUCACAAUGGUUGAAAGUCUUGAAGAUGAAAGUAGUGUUGGUGAUGUUGAAAACUAG